AUGCUGCUUGAAGAAGAUCCCGCAACACUCAUCCAACACACAAUCGGCAACUUCAACAUCCAACCCGACAAACUCGCCCUAACCCGCAUAAACGACUCCCUCUCCUCCCUCCAACAAGCCCGCGACCUACGCACACGCGAAGCAGAAAUCUCACUCCGCAAACUCGCCCGCAACCUCAACACCUUAAACGCACAACACGCCGAAAAUGUCGCCUCGCACGAUCCCGCGCGCCAUGCUGCGUCCAUCGUAGAGCUGGAUACAAAGAAGUUCCGCAUUGCGAAGGCGGCAUCUGAAUUGGAGAUUGAGAGUGAGCGGUUGGAGGGGGAGUUGGAGAUGUUGAAGGCGAGGUUGGCGGAGUUGGAUGAGCAGGGGUUGGAGGGAGAUGAGUUGGCGAGAAGGGAGAGGGAGUUGGAUGAUUCGACUAUUCUGCGUCUCAAAAUCUACCGUUCACUCGGUAUCGACGUCGAAGCUGAUGAGUCGGGCAACUAUAACAAAGCCAUCAUACGGAAUAGUCGCAAGGGGGACGUACACGUUGUCAAUAUCGAUCCCAAAUUCUCGCGGUUUUUCUACGCCAACUACUUCUGGCAAACAAUGCAGGGGUGA
Paracoccidioides brasiliensis Pb18 is the source of this 603-nucleotide messenger RNA. RefSeq lists its product as uncharacterized. The transcript has 3 exons. The record is from RefSeq and is a predicted model, not a curated record. Bases 1 to 603 code for a protein of 200 amino acids.